Messenger RNA from Drosophila kikkawai, 906 nucleotides. It is a transcript of the gene fan, whose product is annotated as farinelli. Gene Ontology annotation, cellular component: plasma membrane; endoplasmic reticulum membrane. Gene Ontology annotation, molecular function: FFAT motif binding. Lineage: Eukaryota; Metazoa; Arthropoda; Insecta; Diptera; Drosophilidae. The record is from RefSeq and is a predicted model, not a curated record. Gene Ontology annotation, biological process: endoplasmic reticulum membrane organization.
CGAUUACUAUCGAAGAUGGCGGCAAUGCUCAUCGAGGCAAGCGCUGCUCACUUCGCUUUUGUCAGGGCAGAAAGUGGAACGAAAAAUUUCAGUUUUGGAGUCAUAUUUCUUUCAGUUUCCAAAGAACUAUGAUGAGCUACAACAAGAAGCCGGACAUGCUAUCCCUUGAACCUCGCGAGUCUCUCGACUUUGAAGGCCCUUUCAAUCGUUCGGUCUGCAAGAGCCUGAUCAUCGAGAAUCCCAACAAUAAGUGUGUGGCUUUUAAACUAAAGACCACUUCGCCUCGCUCGUUCUCCGUGCGCCCCAAUCUCGGGACUGUGGGUCCCAACGCAAAGAUCACCGUGGACGUCUUCAUGCAUCCCAUGAUCCCGGAUGUUGGCCAGAAGCAAGACAAGUUUCUCGUCCAGGCGGCCUUUGCCUCCGGCUGCGAUAUCGAUAUGCAGGAGUUCUGGAAGGAGCAGAAGCCAGAAGACAUCUGGGAAGCCAAGAUCAAGUGUGUCUUAGUCCAGGAUAAAUCGUCAGAUUUGCAAUUGCGUCAGGCUGGUGGCGCUAGUGCCACCCCAGAACCUAAACCGGAGGACGAGAUCGAGUUCGAUGCUGAGGAGAUUACUCAGCAGGAAGCACAGCUGCUCAAGCAGGUCAGCAUGCUAGAGGAUGAGCGCUUAACUCUCAAGGAGGAGUUGGCUAUGAUGCACGACCAGGCAGCAAUGCGUCAAUCUAAGCCAACGGGCAAGGACUACUUUAAGUUUGCCUCUUGUGUUUUGACCAUUCUUGCCGCCAUUCUGGGCGCCUAUUAUGGCAAACAUUACUUGUAAGCUGUGGCAAUGGCAUUGUAGGCACGACACCAAAAGCCUGAGAUUUGUAUAACGAAAUAUAUGUCUAUUAAACUGAAUAGCAAAUCCUUAA